This is a messenger RNA of Musa acuminata AAA Group (dessert banana), 5151 nucleotides long. RefSeq names its product protein NETWORKED 1A-like. NCBI's taxonomy places the organism in Eukaryota, Viridiplantae, Streptophyta, Magnoliopsida, Zingiberales, Musaceae. The transcript is spliced from 7 exons. The coding region runs from base 325 to 5085 and encodes 1586 amino acids. Gene Ontology annotation, molecular function: actin binding. The record is from RefSeq and is a predicted model, not a curated record.
UUUCUGCCAGCGCCAGAAGUGCUUCUAUAUGGUGUGAUGAAUAUACAUGCAUAUACAUAGAGAGAGAGAGAGAGAGAGGAGAAGAUGGGUUGAGGGUGACCGAGAAGAGCAGGUAGCUGGAGGGGAUUUCAUCAAUCACCAGCUGCUUCUCGGAGUCCACUCCAUGUCUGCUUGGUGGUAAUAGUUCCCCUGCUUAAGCAAAGAUGUUAGAGAUUAUCCUGGUAUCCACCUCUCCAUUUUGCUAGAUAGACUAAAGUACAUCGGAAUCAGAAUUAGAACCACCAGAUUUCACUUCAGCUUUGGUGUCCCUGUGAAGUGGGAUCGAUGGCAAACUUCUCACAUGUUGAACCAAUACACCUGUACUCAUGGUGGGGCAGUCAUAUCAGUCCAAAUAAUUCCAAAUGGAUUCAGGAGAACCUUAAAGGUAUGAACGACAAGGUCAAAGCAAUGAUCAAGCUCAUAGAAGAAGAUGGUGAUUCCUUUGCACGGAGAGCAGAGAUGUACUACAAGAAGCGCCCUGAGCUUAUGAAUUUGGUGGAGGAGUUCUAUUGGGGGUAUCGUGCUUUAGCAGAAAGAUAUGAACACUCGACUAGAGCACUCCGCCAUGCUCAUCAAACAAUGGCAGAGGCAUUCCCGAACCAAAUCCCGUCAUCGAUUCCAGAUGAGUCACCUUAUGGCUUAUCUGGCAAUGAGGUUAAGCCACACAGUCCUGAAAUGCUUUUACCAGUUCGUUCAGUAAUUCAAUCUGAUCAAUUUGACUCGGAUGCAAAAGGAAGUUAUAGGUCACACUCUGAAGAGAGUGAUCAAUUUUCCAGCAAAAGAGGUUUGAAACAAUACAAUGAAAUGCUUGCGACUGGUAAGGGGGAAGCACAUGCAAAUUCAUCUGAAAGGAAGGUAAAAGGUGUAAAACCUUUGGAGGAAGAGAGUAAGAAUUUUGAGAAUAAAGGACAUAGGUCAGAUCAAGAGGCUAACGUGAAACAGGAUGCAAACAAGGUGAUAAAAAAUCUGCAGCUAGAUAUUUCUCAGUUAUCACCAGAUAUCCAUGUUCUGAAGGACCGAAUAAUGGAAGAAUCUAAGUGUGCUAAUAAUGCUGAAAAUGAAGUUCAAAGCUUGAAGGGAACCCUAUCUAAAUUAAACUCUGAGAAAGAUGCAGCUCUUCUUCAGUACCAGGUUUCUCUUGAAAGAAUAUCUAGUCUGGAACUUCUGCUUUCAAACACACAACAUGAAUUGCAAAAAAACAGUGAUGGCUUGGUAAAGGAAGCCAAGAAACUCAAACAUGCUGAAGAGCUUAAUCAAUCUCUACAAUUGGGUUUGGACACACUAGAGAAUAAAGCAAAAUUGCAAGAACAUGAAAUUAACCAGAAGCAGGAGGAGUUGGAGAAACUCCAAACUACCUUACAAGACAAGUACCAGCAAUUCUUGGAAGCUGAAAUGGCUCUUGUUUCAAGUGAAAAGAAGUACAUCAAAUCUCAGGAAGAGGCAAAGCUUUUAGGUCAGGAGUUUCAGAAAGGGAUUGAGAAAUUGAGAAACAUGGAACAACGUAAUAUGGGUUUAGAGGAACAAAUAUGCAAGCUUAAGGACGAAAUUAACAGUUUAAAUGAACAAAAUCUUCAUUCUACAUUGAUGAUAAAUGGUCUUCAAGAUGAUAUACUUUUGUUGAAGGAAAAGAAAAAAGAACUUGGGGAUGAAAUUAGGCUUCUCUUAGGAGAAAAUAAAGUUAUUAGCCAAGAGCUUUAUUAUCUGAAAGAAGAAAAAAAUGAUUUCGAAUGGAGGUAUGAAGAUCUAAUGGAAAAAAUGCAGGCUGUCAUCAUAUUUUCAGAAUCCCUUAAGGCAGCCAUCAAGGAUUUGCAAAAUGGAAAUUGUGAACUGAAAGAAGUCUGCAAGAAAUAUGAGGCUGAGAGGGAGCUUCUUGUGGAGAAUCUGAAAGAUAUGGACAAAGUCUCUGAGAAAAAUAUUGUCUUAGAAAGGUUUCUCUCAGAUGCAAAUGUUGAGUUAGAAGCUUUAAGAGAGAAGGUUGUAGCACUAGAAAAAUCACAGGAGUCUCUAAAAGGUGAAAUUUCCAUAUAUGUUAAUGAGAGGACUUCAGUUGCCUCUCAGUUCAAGAUUCUUAGCGAGAAUCUGCAGGUGCUUUCAGCAAAAAAUACCUUUUUGGAGAACUCUCUAUCUGAUGCAAGCAGGGAAGUAGAGGGUUUGCGGUCAAAAGUGAAAAAACUUGAAGAAUUGUGUCAGUUUCUUGAUGAUCAGAACUCGGGUCUUCUUGCUGAGAAGUAUGCUCUUGUAUCUCAGGUGAAAAGUGUUACCACAAAUCUGGAAAAUGUGGAACAUAGAUUUGAAGAACUUAUGGACGAGUACCUGAGCUUCUCAAGAGAAAGAGAUCUGAUGAUCAAUCAAGUCAAGGAGCUUGGAGAUAUUUUGAAAAUAGAAAAACAACAGCGUGAUUCUAUUACCCAAUCAUACAAGCAUCUCCUAGGCACUUCAGAGAACCAAAUCUCUCUCCUGCAAGAGGAAAACCAACACAAAGAGAAGGAACUUCAAGCUGAACAGCAUAAUCUUAUCAGGGAACUGAUGGAAAAUUUCAUCUUGGGAAAGUGUUUAUCUGAUUUGAAAGAAAGGAAUUUGGUUCUUUCUCUUGAAGGUCAGAAGUAUCUAAAGGCUUGUAGAAAUGCAGAGACACUCGUUUCAAAACUUGAGCAGGAAAAGCUCAUCUACAUGAGAAACAUAAUGUCAUUGACAAGGCAUAGUGAGAAAUUAAGUGACAGGAUCCAUCUUCUGUAUAAAGCACUUAACUUACACAAAGAAUUUAUUUCUGUGGAAGAAAUCCAGGAUGAAGUCUGCCUAGAUAUAAUUCUCAGUGAACUUGAAAGAUUACUGAAUUCUGCUUCAGAAGCAGAGAGUAAUUAUCAACAGUCGCAACUUGAGAGAUCAGUUCUUGUUACUUUAAUGAGGAAUACAGGAUUAGAUGUGAUCAAUCUUAGAUUGCAGACAUAUUCACUUGAAAGGGAGCUUGAAAUGAAAAAUGAGGAACUAUUUGUCUUGGAACAUGAGAAACAUGAACUCCUAGAAAGGAAUGAACAAGUAAUGAGAUACAUGGAAGCAAGCAACCAAAGAGAAGAAGUAUUGAAGACUGAGAUCAAGGUCCUGCACAUGCAGUUAGCUGAUAUGCAAGAGGAUAACCGGACAGCACGAUGUGAACUUGUCAAGCUACUUGACGAAAAGAUGAGUCUGUCACAAGAAUUUUACAACUUAAGGCAGCAAUACAAUAUUUUGGGAGAGGAGCAUAAUGAAGUUCUUGUGGAGGCCAUGCAGCUGGAUCAUCUUUAUUCAUUCUUCAAGAGUCUUCAUGCUGAGAGAAUCAUGGAGUUGAAGUCCCUUGGUUGUGAUCUGGAUUCUCUUCAUGUGAUUAAAAAUGAUCUUUCCAGUGAGAUUAGCAGACUAAAUGAGAAAAGGAAGGUGCUUGAAGUGGAAAAGAUGCACUUUUCAGACUCCAUUACCUAUCUGGAAGAAGAGCUGAGAAAUCACCUAUUGAUUUCAGAGUUUGAUCUGAACACUGUUACAAUAUUAUUUGAAGAAUUAGAUCUUCAAGUAGAAACAAAAAAAAAUGAAUUGAUAGAGAAAGAAAAACUACUAUCAGAAUCAAAUAAGAAGGUUAAGUCCACUCAAGAGAAGAACAUGGAAUUGAACAGACUCCUUGAGGCUCUUCAGCUAAAUAACAUUGAGACCAAACUAACUCAGAAAGAGAUGCAGAAAAAGGUUUCAAAUUUAUCUCAAGUUGUAACUACUAACUAUGAGGAGAUUAGAUUUCUUGGUGAAGAAAAUAAGAUAAAGCAGAGGGACAUUGAUGAAAUGCAUAGAAGUGUUGAAGUUCUUGUAUCCAGGGAGGAGCAGCUGACCUCAGAGCUUCAGAAAAGAAAAAGUGAGAUUGUGCAAUGUGAAGGGGAAUUAACAGCAAAGUUGAACGAUAUCCAUUUUUUAACAGUUUAUGCAGCACUGCAGGAUGAGAAGGUUCAUGAGCAAAUAGUAGAAGGCGAGAUCAGUGCUAUGGUGCGAAAAGAGAUACUAGCUGCUGAACUCUCUUUAAGCAAGAAAUUAAUGGAAGAGCUCAAGAAUAAGCUUCAUGACCUGGAGGGAGAAAAUAGAGGACUGAAGGCUAACUUAGAUAUUUACUUGUUCAUGCUAAAAUCUCUAUGGGAUGGUGUUGCCUCCAUUGAAGAGCAAAUCAUGUCAAUUUCAAAGCUUCAACUAUUGAUCAAGCAUGCAAAAGAGGAUAUGUCUUUGAUGUCUCACCAGUAUUGUGAUAGCAAUCAACCAAAUGAAAAACCUAUGGGCACAAAAGCAGCUGGAGUUCUGCUGAUGGAGAAGUUGAUCGAUAAAGUCAUAGUUCUUCAAAAGGUGAUCAUAGAUAUCACAAAUCUUCUAGAGCCCGAAAGGCUCGACUCUGGUGCUAGUUCAGAGGCAGCAAGGAAAGAAGUUGAAAUAUUAAAGACAAAGGCACUUCCGGUGCUAAUCCAUGAUGCACAGAGCAUCGAUAAGUUAGAUCUACACCAAAGAUCUUUGGAAUCCAAACAGGAAUGGAACAAGAGAGUCCUCAGAAGACUUGAUUCUGAUGCACAAAGACUAUCAGACCUUAAAAGAAACAUAGGGGAGUUGAACAAGAGGAUGAGCUCUCAAAAGGAAAAGCUCCCUGCAAGUUAUGGGCACGAUAUUAUCAAAGAACAGUUGAAGGAGGCCGAAGGAUCCAUGUUGGAGCUGAUCGAUGACAAUUCCAGAUUGAAAAUGAUGGCCAAAGACUGCUCUUCUCAUGAUGAUAGAACAAUUGGACCUGAAGAUAAAUGCGACGCUGAAAGAAGGCAAAUUUCAGAACAGGUAAAGUUGCGAUCAGAGAAGGUUGGAAGGUUGGAGCUUAAACUGCAGAAGAUCCAACAUGUCUUGAUGAGAAUUGAGGAAGAAGUGCAUGAGAACAGGCAAGGUAAAACUGCAAGAAGAAAUAGAGUAGCUUUGAGGGACUAUCUCUAUGGGAGGAGAGAUAACUACAUGCAUAGAAAUGUAAGUCUCUUGUGUGGCUGUAUUAGGAUUUCUGGUAGUUAAUCUUAAUAACAACAAUAAUAAUAAUAGUGAGCAUACAAAACUUGAAAUAUGCUUUCUUUUAUAAAA